Messenger RNA from Neopsephotus bourkii (Bourke's parrot), 2942 nucleotides. RefSeq names its product solute carrier family 26 member 7 (gene SLC26A7). The coding region runs from base 103 to 2124 and encodes 673 amino acids. Lineage: Eukaryota; Metazoa; Chordata; Aves; Psittaciformes; Psittacidae. The transcript is spliced from 17 exons. Gene Ontology annotation, molecular function: oxalate transmembrane transporter activity; bicarbonate transmembrane transporter activity; sulfate transmembrane transporter activity. The record is from RefSeq and is a predicted model, not a curated record. Gene Ontology annotation, biological process: transmembrane transport. Gene Ontology annotation, cellular component: membrane.
GAACUACAAAAUCUCUGAAGAGAACUGGAGACUGACAAAGCAGGGCGAUUCCUCAGCUGUGCACUCUUCUAAAAGAGAAACUGCUUUUGAGGGCUGGGAAAGAUGACAGGAGAAAAAAGCAAAAGAAAUGCAGUCUGCAGGAAGAUGCAGGCUGUUCGCUUUGAAGAUAUCAAAAUCUGGUGUAUGAGAAGGCUGCCCAUCUUGAAAUGGAUGCCUAUCUACAAUUGGAAGGAAAAUUUGAUUCCUGAUACCGUUUCUGGGAUGAUGCUAGCCAUCCAACAGGUGACUCAAGGGCUGGCCUUUGCUAUUCUGUCUUCAGUCCAUCCAGUUUUUGGUUUAUAUGGCUCUUUCUUCCCUGUCAUUAUAUAUGCCAUAUUUGGAAUGGGACGUCAUGUUGCAACAGGAACUUUUGCUUUAACUUCCUUAAUAUCUGCCAAUGCUGUUGAGCGUCUUGUUCCUUCAGCCAGUGAUAAUUUCACUACAAACAAUAAUUCAGGAGCUUUGGGCCUAUCAGAGUUCGAAAUGCAGAGGAUUGGUGUUGCAGCAGCAGUUUCAUUUCUAGGAGGAAUCAUCCAGGUAGUGAUGUUUAUGCUGCAGCUGGGGAGUGCCACAUUCUUAUUAACAGAACCAGUGAUAAGUGCAAUGACAACAGGAGCGGCUACACAUGUUGUGACUUCACAAGUGAAGUAUCUGCUGGGAAUGAAAAUGCCAUAUAUAUCGGGACCACUGGGAUUUUUUCAUAUUUAUGCCUACAUAUUUGAGAAUAUCAGAUCAGUUCAGUUGGAAGCUCUACUUCUCUCCUUGCUGAGCAUUGCAGUGCUUGUUCUUGUUAAAGAACUGAAUGAGAAAUUUCAGAAAAACAUUAAAGUUGUUCUUCCCAUCGACCUCCUUUUGAUAAUUGCUACAUCCGUUGCUUGCUACUAUGCUGAUAUGGAAUACAUCUACGGGCUAGAAGUUGUGGGACAUAUUCCUGAAGGGUUACCCUCUCCAAAACCACCACCCAUGAAUGUCCUACCUGAAGUAGUCACUGAAGCUUUUGGAGUAGCCCUGGUUGGUUAUGUAGCAUCAGUAGCUCUUGCCCAAGACUCUGCUAAAAAAUUUAAAUACACUGUGGAUGACAACCAGGAAGUUUUGGCUCAUGGCCUCAGCAAUGUGAUUCCUUCAUUUUUCUUUUGCAUACCAAGUGCUGCAGCGAUGGGACGGACUGCACUCUUGUACAGUACAGGUGCCAAAACACAGGUUGCUUGCCUUAUCUCUUGUGCGUUAAUUCUAGUGGUGAUAUAUGCAAUUGGACCUAUGCUGUACUGGCUGCCUAUGUGUGUGCUAGCAAGCAUUAUUGUUGUGGGCUUGAAGGGGAUGCUAAUACAGUUCCGGGAUUUAAAAAAAUAUUGGAAUGUGGAUAAAGUAGACUGGAGCAUAUGGGUUAGUACCUACAUAUUUACAAUAUGCUUUGCUGCUAACGUGGGACUGUUGUAUGGUGUUCUCUGCACUAUAGUAAUUGUGAUUUUCCGCUUUCCCAGAGCAAAGACACUGAAUUUGAAAAACAUGAAAGAAGUGGAAUAUAAAUACAAAACAGAAGAUAAUUGUGAAUCAUUAAAACAGGUAAACAUAGUUUCAGUCAACAACCCAUUAGUCUUUUUGAAUGCUAGGAAAUUUCAUGCUGACCUGACAAAGAUAAUCCAAAAGGAUAACAGGAGCAAUGAGGCAUGUGAAGAUGUAAACAAGUGUGAGCAGGACACGUUGCUGUGUUCAUUUUCCAAUGGAAGUUGUCAUGGUGAAUCAUUGCAGUCAUGUCACAGUGAGCAACGUGUUUUGAUAUUAGAUUGCAGUGGGCUGAAUUUCUUUGACUACACUGGAGUCUCAGUGCUGCUUCAGGUUUACAUGGACUGUAAAAGCAGACACAUCAAUGUGUUGCUAGCACACUGCAAAGCUUCCUUGAUAAAAGCACUGCAGUACGGUGGAAAUCUUGAAUCUGAAACUCCUGUCUUCUUUGAAUCUAUUUCUUCAGCAAUCGAUGCCAUUCAGAUUCACAGGGUGAGACUUACAACAGGGGUAGGUAAUGUCUGGAGGGCUUCUUGGAUGCUCACAGCAAUUGAACCCCUGGAUUUCUUACAGCUACUUUAAACAGCAUCACAUUGUUCUGACUGAAAGGCUUCUGGAUCCUGAGCAAGUUUGUUUCAAGCUAAUAAGCUUGUCUGUACCCUGCACUGUAGUGUGCUGUGUUGGCUCACUGGUGGAAAGAAGAGAGAGGAAUUGCAUGAGGUAUAAGGGAGAGCUAGAGGGAGAACUAAGACUUGGCUCAGAAAUUGAGGCUUGAGGCCUGAACAUACAUUUACUUGAACACAUAUUUACUUGCUCAGUAAUUCUUGCAUUCUCUGUAUAAAAGCUCGGGUUUUCCUCAUAAACCAUGUGAGCUUUUUCCAUUGUAAUCCCAGUGUAACUGAAUGUGCAUUACAAGUAGUGUGCUUUCCUUUCCCAUGGUUCUAUUUACAAUUCCAAACAUGGCUAGAGCUUGGCUCAGAGCCUUCUCCAAGAGACAUUAAACUCGUCAUGGUCUGUGGUUUUGGGUUUUAUUCCUCCACUUUAUAUUUUACUAAUUAAAUUAGAGGUGCCUGUGGACAAAAUCCCUUUUCACUGAUUUAUCCAGACAAGGUAAGUUGGCACAUUGGUCUAGUGAGUUCACCAGAAAAACCUGUUCUAUUCAGAGCUUUUCAUAAUUUCUCAUUUUGUUGCCCUGCAAAAAAAUAUAAUUUACUGAAAUGGUAACUGCAGGGCAAAAAUAGUGGGGAUGGCUGUUGUAUAUUUUGUCUGGGUCUGAUUAGAUGAAUUAGGAUGAUUGUUGUGCCUUAAAAUGUCUGCAUUCUUUACAGGCAUUAAUUAACCUUCCUAACAUUCUUGUAAGACAGCUAUGUAUUAGCACUCUCAUUUUGUGGGAAUGGGAC